Sinocyclocheilus anshuiensis is the source of this 2400-nucleotide messenger RNA. Its product is annotated as TNFAIP3-interacting protein 2-like. The coding region runs from base 515 to 1858 and encodes 447 amino acids. Gene Ontology annotation, molecular function: K63-linked polyubiquitin modification-dependent protein binding. The transcript has 6 exons. Gene Ontology annotation, biological process: cellular response to lipopolysaccharide; regulation of transcription by RNA polymerase II; toll-like receptor 3 signaling pathway. NCBI's taxonomy places the organism in Eukaryota, Metazoa, Chordata, Actinopteri, Cypriniformes, Cyprinidae. The record is from RefSeq and is a predicted model, not a curated record.
GUGAGCAACGCGAUAAACUAGAACGUCCCUAGGCUAUAUUAUAAUGAAGGAAACAGUCUACUAGUUCACCGCGUCGCGUCGGCUGCGAAGUACAGGUUCAUGCACACGCACCAGGCGGCGUGAAGCUGAACGGUGAUCUUCCUAAAUCUGAUAUCACACGAGGAGAGCGGCAACUGUCUCUAAAACGUGUAAAAUCUCAAUUAAACCACACACGACUCGACCAUUAUCUCUUUUGAUGCCAAAAGAGGGGAUGUUAACGAACAAUUCUUUGACGUUAAAUGUGAAGUACGAGAAAAAAUAUACCCAAUUUGAGAUGGGAAAGUCCCCGCAAGGAAAUCCCCUCUUCAUAAGAUCAGUUCGAAAUUGAGUGAGGCUCUCACAGGCUGAAGCUUUCUGCCUUUGGUCUACAGCAGACGCAUGUAACGUUAGUAAGCCUAGAACACUCAAACCUGUGCAAUCUAUGGGAAAAUCGAACUUUACGUGUUGGUUUUAACGCGCGAGCGGAUUGUUCAGAAUGGAUGAGAUAAAGAGGGAGAACGACGCGCUGAGGGCGAAGUUGCGCAGCUGCUCUACACUCAACUCAUAUUGCCACGAAACGCAACAAGAAAUUGCUCGUUUAAAUCAAUUGGUCACCUCCAAAGACGGAAUUAUUGCCGAUUUGAAGGCAAGACUGGGGAAGUAUGAGAAAACAGUGGUCAUAGAGGGAGAGGAGCCCUAUAUUGUAGGGCCGUCGAAAUCUCUCAUCGAGAGUUUGUGUAAGGAAAUUUGCAAAUUAAAGCAAAAACUCAAGGAGUCAGAGGCGGACGCCGCCCAGAGAUUGGAACCCAGUAAAACAGAGAUCCAGAGGUUGCAAGAACAGUUGAAGGAGAAGGAUCAAGAGCUGGAGACCAUGAGGGAAAGGCCUGACCAGGAGAAAGAAAAGGAGAUCCAGCGACUGCGCUCCACCUUGGCUGAAAGCGAUCGGACACAGGCCACCAGGGCCGUCCUUUGCAACUCUCUCGCUGAAGAAGCCGAGCAGUUGAGGGCACAGCUGGGGGCCACCGUGCAGGUGUGCCAGGAGCUUUUGGGACGGAUGGAGAAAGAGAAAAGCAAGACAUCCAUGACGGAUCAGAGAACUCAAGCAAAUGAGACAAAAGAUUCCCCUGAAGUUCCCAAUCUAAAUGUCAUCAUCAGCAAGUUAGAAGAUGAGAACGACCAGCUUAAAAAGAGAGUUGCAUAUGUGGAAAGUUUAAACUCAAAGUGGCAGAAGUACGACUCCAGUAGAGAGGAGUACGUGAGGGGUUUGUGUCUGAAGUUGAAAGAGUCAAACGGUCUGGCAUGCGCAGGUCCGACCCUGACCCAAACUCCGGCUGCGGGCAAUGUGGCUUUGUUCCAGCAGGAGAUCGCCCGGCUCAACGGCCUCCUGCAGGACAAGAUGAUGGAGUGCGAGAGACUCAGCAGAGAGAGGGAUGACAGUAAAAGGAUAGACCAGGAGCGCAUUCAGAUGCUUGAGCAGCAGGUUUUGGCCUAUAUUGAGGACUUCAAAUCAGAGAGGGCAGACCGAGAAAGGGCUCAGGGUAAAAUCUUGGACCUUCAAGAUGAAGUUGGGCGACUUCAACUGCAAAUACGCACACAGAGCGUCCAAGAGGCCUCAUCCUCACGGCGACUUCACAUGGGCCUAAAAAAAGUUCCCCACCGACAGACGGACACUGCCGAACCACGAAGAAACAGUCCCCCAGAAACAAGCUCAAAAAGGACUAUCAGUAACACGGCACCGCAGGGAGCCGCUGAACUGCAGUGCCCUCGCUGUCUCACCACGUACGACGACGAGCACGCGACCGAAUACCUAAACCACUGGGACGAGUGUGCCAAGCUGUGAGUCUCUCACCUCACUGACUUUUCACAGGGCACAGAAAGCACUGAGGACAGAAUCACUACAAGCUUGCAGACUAUGGGAUGUGUGACAGGGUGUUGAUGAAGGCAGGGGCAUGUUUAAACAGGAUGGAGUCGAAGGAAGGCUUUUUUUUUAGGGUUGGCUUUUCGAUUGUGGUCUUGGUUGAUGUUUAGAAGGUCGCUUGUGGCAUAGGACUCAAGAUAUGACUUUGGGUUGGUCAUUCCCAGUUCAAAGGCUUACUCACAUGGCUGUCAUUGAACGCAGAUGGUUUGGUUAUGAAAAGUUAUUCAAUCUCAAGCACUUGUGGUUUAUAAGUCACUGGGUUUUGUCACUUGUUUGGUAUUAUGGUUUUCAGCAUAGUACAUUUUGUCUAAGAGUUUCAAUCAAAUUUUGCUUAAUACUGUAUUGCAGAUCUGUGUAUAAUUCAGAUGGAUCGUAAAAUUGGUAUCAUAUACCUCACCAAUAUAUAUUCUCUUUAUCAGCUGUUUGCACUUUUUGCUAUUUUAAUUAUUGCCAAAUACAGAUGA